AAAAAAGCUGUCAGCUCCGGACAGAAAGAGAAGAAAAGGAACAGAGCACAGAACUGCGCACAGUUGCAGAUGUGAGAGCCCCAGCUUUGGUUGGCAAUAAAAGGGCAUUAUUGGUACCUGAGUCCGUGUAGGUGCUUCUCAUUCUCUAAUGGGAUCCCCUGCUUUCUCUGAUUUGUAACACAGACGCUUCCUUAUAAAGCUGAAGCUUUUUUGGAGAUUGAAAAUGGGUCUGAGCAGACCUCACAAGGCUGGCAAUGGCGUCUCCACCAGAUGGGUUCUUGGCCUCUGUAUCGCCAGCUUCAUCUUGGGUGUUCUUGUUGUCAACAGGUUCUGGGCUAUUCCUGAUCCAGUUACAAUGGACAGAGAGGCUUCAUCAGUUGAGCAACAUGAAUCAAGACCUCUCCAUCCCAUAGACAACUGUGAGAAGAAGGAUGCUUCUUUUCAGACAGGGGACAUCCUAUCUCAAGUUUCACAAACACACGAUGUAAUAAUGACAUUAGAUAAAACAAUCUCCUCAUUAGAGAUGCAGCUAGCUGCAUCUAGAGCUUCCAAAGUUAACAAUGAGGAAGGAUCUCCAAUAGUUACAAAAUCGGGAAGUGAGCAAUUUAAGGAGCGUCAGAAGGUUUUCUUUGUUAUGGGAAUCAUUACUGCAUUCAGCAGCAGAAAGCGACGAGAAUCAAUCAGAGAGACAUGGAUGCCCCGAGGGGAAGGGUUAAGGAAGUUGGAAACAGAUAAGGGAAUUAUAAUUCGAUUUGUCAUUGGACACAGUGCAACUCCAGGUGGUGUACUGGAUCGUGCUAUUGAUGCAGAAAAUGAGCAAAACAAGGAUUUCUUACGUCUGAAUCAUAUUGAAGGAUAUCAUGAAUUGUCCUCAAAAACUCAAAUAUACUUUUCAACAGCUGCCGCUAAGUGGGAUGCUGACUUCUAUAUCAAAGUCGAUGAUGACGUGCACAUAAAUCUUGGUAUGGUUGGUUCGACCUUGGCCCGGCAUAGAUCAAAGCCACGCGUUUAUAUUGGUUGCAUGAAGUCUGGACCUGUCCUGUCACAGAAAGGAAUAAAAUACCAUGAACCAGAAUACUGGAAAUUUGGUGAGGAUGGAAACAAGUACUUUAGGCAUGCGACAGGGCAAAUAUAUGUGCUCUCCAAGGAUUUGGCUACAUAUAUUUCAGUUAAUCGGCACAUACUUCAUAAAUAUGCAAAUGAAGAUGUCUCUUUGGGUUCUUGGUUUAUCGGCCUUGAUGUUGAGCACAUUGAUGACCGGAGCCUCUGCUGUGCAACGCCGCCUGAUUGCGAGUGGAAGGCUCAAGCAGGAAAUCCUUGUGCUGCAUCCUUUGACUGGAGCUGCAGUGGCAUUUGCAGAUCAGUGGAAAGAAUGGAGGAGGUGCACCAACGCUGUGGGGAGGGCGAUGAGGCUAUCUGGCACACCAGUUUCUGAGACAAGUCUCUGUUCAUUGUAAUAUAUGUGAGAUCAAAUGGUGGUUUAUUUAGACAACUCAAUCUGCCCCAUUUUUGUUUAUUGAGGCCUCGGGACAGUCGGUAUAUGAUUGAUUGAAUUACUCACUGCACAUAGAGAUUUUCAUGCUCAGGAAAUAUGAUCCAAGUUUUUUUUGUUCCAA
Juglans microcarpa x Juglans regia is the source of this 1616-nucleotide messenger RNA. RefSeq names its product beta-1,6-galactosyltransferase GALT31A-like. Gene Ontology annotation, cellular component: Golgi membrane. The transcript is spliced from 12 exons. Gene Ontology annotation, molecular function: hexosyltransferase activity. NCBI's taxonomy places the organism in Eukaryota, Viridiplantae, Streptophyta, Magnoliopsida, Fagales, Juglandaceae. The record is from RefSeq and is a predicted model, not a curated record. The coding region runs from base 224 to 1435 and encodes 403 amino acids.